AUGCCCGCGAACUCCACGAAGGCCGCGGCCCCGCCCGCGCUGACCCUCGCCCCGGUGCGGAAGACCGCCCUGGACCUCUUCGCGGUCGCCCCGCAGGCGAAAAAAGCGACCCGCCGCGUGAAGGCCCAAAUGGCCUUGGAGGGCGGGGCCGCCGCCCCCUCCCCCUCCCCGCCUGAGGCCGACGACGUCUUCCGCAGCGUCGUGGUGGAGGCUCCGGGCGCCGCCCCGGCCUCCGCUGGCCCUCCCUCGAAGCGGGCGAUCCUCCGGCACGGCCUGCACGCGAACCCCGAGGAGGACGCCCGGACCGUCUUCGUGGGGAACCUCCCCCAACACCCAUCCCCCGCCGCGCCGUGGAGCGCUUCUUCAAGGACUGCGGCCCGGUCGCCUCGGCGCGGGUGCGGAGCCAGGCGCUGGCGGCCGCGGGGGACAGCAAGGGCGCGGACCCCGGCCGCGCCGUCCGCGUCCUGCGCGGGGAGGUCAAGCGGGACGACCGGUGCAGCGCGACGGCCUACGUCCUCUUCCGCGACCCCGCCAGCGUGGCCCGGGCGCUGGAGAAGAACGGCCUGGUCCUGCACGACCGCCACGUCGUCGUGA
Messenger RNA from Phytomonas sp. Hart1, 594 nucleotides. The record is from the annotation of a GenBank genome assembly. NCBI's taxonomy places the organism in Eukaryota, Euglenozoa, Kinetoplastea, Trypanosomatida, Trypanosomatidae.